AUGUUUCCAAAAUUGCUGUCGCCGUCUAAGACGGCUCUCCUUCUUGUCGCCAUCCUUUCCGCGACCAGGCCGUCUGUUUCAGCACCUACGGCAGAUGUAGGAACCUCUGUCAGUAGUGCUCCGAAACCUGUUCCGAACUUAGCUCCGAGCAAUGCGCAAUCGCUCUAUAGAAGAGCGGAGAUACCCUUUGAUACCAUAAAUACUAAAGAUGGGAUACCAAACCCCCCUCCCAAGCGCUUGGGAAAACGCCAGUUCCAGCAAAUGAGCGUAUCAGCUCCAGCAAUUUUGAGCAGACCACCAAACUCCCCAAAUACAAAUGACGAACAAAAUGCAAUCGGUGCUGCCGCGGAAAGAAUCAAACAAGCGGCCGAUGAAGCCGUUAACCACAUGGAGGAAGUAGCUAACUCCGCAGUUCGGAACGCUGCUAAUGAGCAAAGGGAUGGAGUCGAUAAUCCAAUUUUUCAUGGAAGCCAAGACAAUUCUUACGUAUGGCCAUCCGCCAUUCCUAGCAACUAUCCCUGGCCGACAAAUGUAGCGACUACGUGGGACCCGCUGGCAUCUGCAGCCGCGGUAGCUGCCGCCGCACCUGGCGGACAAGCGUUCCAAGUGUUAGAUGGUAACGGCAACCUAGCUGAGGGCAACCAAAUUCUCAACGAUAUGGGCCAGGCUAUUCCCGGCGAGACCCUCCAGAAUUCUGAUCCUAGUGUCGUCUCAGCGAUUACUAGCAAUCUCGGUCUUUGGCGUCAGGUCCUCGAUGACCCCAAUAUCCAGAAAUUCCUGCAAGACAAUACUCCGGAAGGUCUACAGCCGCUACUCGACCCUAGCACCGUCAAUCAACUAGAACAAAACCCUGGUCUUGCAAAUACCCUCUUUCCAAGUUUGAACAACCCGACACCAGAAAGUAUUACCCAAUUCCUAAUUUUACUAGAUACUGUCCCUCUCACCGAUAAGUUGAACUUGGUAAACGAAGGACAUGAUGUUGCUCUUCUAGCACGAACAGAUCCUGAAGAGCUUGCAAAGAUGAUGAAUACAGUAGAUAACCUUAGUGCUCCAACCCAAUUCCCUGUCAGCGGCUUCAGAACCGACAUUCUACCACCACCAACCGUCCACACCGACACCGGUUCAAUGUUAUUUACACCAAAUGGUUUUGAAAUGAGCCCUGUAGGGCCAUUCGGAGGGCCAGUUCCCCUUCCUCAGCAAGGUUUCGACGGGACGAUAAACCAACCUCCGGGGCCAGUUUCAGAUAUAUUCCAUGGCACGUUUGGAGCAAUACCCACCAAUGUAUUCCUUCCCAAUGGUGGAACGAUCAGCUUCAAUUGUGUCCCAAUAUACAUUGACGCAAAUGGAGAACGACAUGCCGCUUCAGAUAUCCCACCCCAGAUCCUAAGUGCAUUUAAUGUCGGUGGUAUGCAAAUGCCUAUUACGACUCAAUCGUCCUUCAUGGACCAAACCACGGAUCCUAACACCCCUUUAACACCCUUCUUAAGUGAAGUGGUUGCUGAAAACCCGGACAUUCUUUCCGCAUCGCAGAUCGAUGAUACCACCGUUCUUGUGAAUACUGAGGGGGGCGAUGACGCAGAGAAGGUAUUCUUGAAAAUGCAGAACGGAUGGGGUGUACAGGCUCAAGAUACUGACAAACAAAAUGGGCUCGAUACUGUGAUAUUGGAAAAGGGGGGAACGAAAUUUCAGAUUAGCCAGCCCCAAGGAUUCGCCACUGCGGAUAUUUUGGAUGCCAAAACCCCAGGUGAUAUCUUGAGCAAGAUCGGUGAAGGGGCGAGUAUCCAGCUCGAGACUGCCAAUGUUGCACCGGUGCCAGAAGUCGCUGCAUAA
Molecule: messenger RNA, 1830 nt
Organism: Orbilia oligospora ATCC 24927
Lineage: Eukaryota; Fungi; Ascomycota; Orbiliomycetes; Orbiliales; Orbiliaceae
Exons: 1
Coding region: 1-1830 (609 amino acids)
Source: RefSeq, a predicted model, not a curated record